This is a messenger RNA of Fomitiporia mediterranea MF3/22, 1698 nucleotides long. Its product is annotated as DWNN-domain-containing protein. The coding region runs from base 1 to 1698 and encodes 565 amino acids. Gene Ontology annotation, biological process: ubiquitin-dependent protein catabolic process; protein ubiquitination; mRNA processing. NCBI's taxonomy places the organism in Eukaryota, Fungi, Basidiomycota, Agaricomycetes, Hymenochaetales, Hymenochaetaceae. The transcript has 7 exons. Gene Ontology annotation, cellular component: nucleus. Gene Ontology annotation, molecular function: zinc ion binding; nucleic acid binding; ubiquitin protein ligase activity. The record is from RefSeq and is a predicted model, not a curated record.
AUGGCAUCGUUUGUCUACUACAAGUUUAAGGCACAAAGAGAAGGGUCGAAGAUUUCAUUUGACGGCACUGGAAUCUCCGUUUUCGACCUCAAGAAGGAAAUAAUUCUAGCCAACAAUCUCAAAUCCAAUGACUUUGAUCUAUUGCUAUUUGAUCCAAGUAAUGACCAAGAAUACAACGAUGACACUCAUGUAAUCCCUCGGUCUUCGUCUGUUGUUGCAAAACGUGUCCCCGCCGCGAAACCCGGAAAGGGUAGAGGUAUACUGUACAUUACUGGUGGUUUAUCUACGGCCACUCCACCCGCCGAAAACGGAGCUGGUAGAGAUAAACAGACAGGAGCGAAUCUAAUAAAAGCUCGAGUCGGUACAGGCGCAAUUUCUGCUCGUUUCGACGGCAAGGAGGAGCCGUCGGACGCCCGGGCUUCGACCCCGCAGCCACUUGGGUCGUCCGCCGAAAAUGACGAGGCGGCAGCGAUGGCUGCCAUGUUUAAGGCGCAGACGAAUGUUUGGGAAGAGACACAGGAGAAGAUGUCGCAUGCUGUUCCCGUAUAUAAUAGCAGAGGGAUAGGACGUGGUGCUAAGACCUUCGUUAGCCGUCAAUCGUAUCAUCAAUCAGACCGUCCACUCCCGCCGAGUUACGUAUGUUACCGUUGCGGGCAAAAAGGGCAUUGGAUACAUGAUUGUCCAACGAAUGAUAACAAGGAUUACGACAACAGGCCACGAAUCAAGCGAACAACCGGUAUCCCGCGCAGCUUUCUCAAAGCUGUCGACUCACCGUCGGAGGGCAAGCUCGCUCCUGGAGUCAUGGUCACGCCUGAAGGUGGUUAUGUGGUUGCCCAACCAGAUCUCGCAUCAUGGCAAAAGCAAGUCGCCCGGUUAAAAAGCAUGACACCCGCCGAAGUUCGCGAGAGACCACCCACAGACACCGCCCUCGCAUGUCCCAUAGAUGGCAAACUAUUCUUGGAAGCUGCAAAGACACCUUGCUGUGGUACAAUUUACUGCGAAGAAUGUAUACAUUCUUAUUUACUUGAGAACGAUUUUAUCUGUCCGAAAUGCUCGAAAAAGAUUCCCUCGCUGGAUAGUCUUCUUGUUGACAAGCCAAUGCGAACGAGAGUGGGAGAUUAUAUUGACAGGGUGAUUAAGGAGAAUAAUGAGGCACAGGCUGCUGCUCUGAAAGCGGCGGAGAAUAAGGAGGAGUCGAAAGAUGAAAACGCAGCGGAGAAUGACGACGACAUACAUUUCGAUGAACAACCCGGAGCCAACUUUGACAUCUCCCAACUCGUCAACGAGACCAUCCCCCAACUCCAAGGUCAAGUAACUCAACUUUCCACCAUGUUGCAGAACCCAUCACUGCCUCCUGCAGUCCGUCAAUCAACCGCUCGUCAACUCCAGCAAACCCAAAUGGAGUUACAGCAGGCACAGGCCUUCGCGGCGUUGGCAGCAGACAUGUCAGCCGCCGUAGCAGCGCAGCAGGAAGCCGCUAACGCUGCAGCGCAAGGAUUUCAACAACAAAACGCAUGGCAGCCUGCACCUGUCGUACCUUUCCCUAACCCACAGCAGCAGCAACCAGGUCUAGAUUCUGCUUAUCAGCGAUUACCAGCUAACAUUAGACGUCGUGGUAAUAAAAGAGAACGGCCUUCCGAUUUCUUGGAAAUUGGUACUGGGGAACCGCAGGUGAAAAUGCCAAAGUUUUGGGAGUAG